Messenger RNA from Carcharodon carcharias (great white shark), 2729 nucleotides. RefSeq names its product ubiquitin-like 3a (gene ubl3a). Bases 596 to 949 code for a protein of 117 amino acids. The record is from RefSeq and is a predicted model, not a curated record. Gene Ontology annotation, molecular function: protein binding. NCBI's taxonomy places the organism in Eukaryota, Metazoa, Chordata, Chondrichthyes, Lamniformes, Lamnidae. The transcript has 5 exons.
CGUCGCUCUGCGAUCAGCCUUCUCCCUGUGCGCCAUAUUGGGUUUGAGAGAGAAAAAUGACAGGACGAACGGCUGGACUGGGAUCGUCCUGAAGUGAAACAAGAAUGAGAACUUAGCUAAACUGUCUUUCCGGAAUAUGAAAGGGACAACGUAGAGUUUCUGUUUGUGUCAGUAUUUAAAGUGUUGACUCAACUGUGAAGCGCCUGUUUUAAAGGAUAUUUCUGUUUAAUCUUCACCAUCCCCCUCUGCUUCUCUUCAACUUACGGUGGAAGCAAGUUUGUUCUCGGCUCGGUUUGCAGUUGAGAUAAUUCGCACAUUUUAAAACUUAACGAGUCUCUGCUUCUCCCUGUGGGCACCUCUCGUCUUUUCCUCGGUCUUUUUUGCCUUUUACUGUGAACUGAGCUGCCACAUUCAGGAAGGUUGCGAUUGCUUGAAGAUAGAACUCGUGUGGUUGGCUCUGAGUUUCUAUUUGUUUAUUUUUCCUUCCUUUCUGGAUUGAAUUCCGCCCCGUUGUUGUGAAGGAGCUUGGAAACUGAGCGGAGGGAGCUGCGAAUAUCCCUGGCAGUAGUUGUCAAAUAGACGGAUAGAAUUAAAGAUGUCAAGCUGUAUACCGGCGGAUAUGAUUAACUUGCGACUCAUUUUGGUGAGUGGAAAAACAAAAGAAUUUCUGUUUUCACCCAAUGAUUCAGCAGCAGACAUUGCCAAACAUGUCUACGAAAACUGGCCAAUGGAUUGGGAAGAUGAAUUGGUCAGCAGUCCAAGCAUUCUUAGGCUCAUCUACCAAGGGAGAUUUCUACAUGGAAACGUAACUCUAGGAGCAUUAAAGCUUCCUCUUGGUAAAACUACUGUGAUGCAUUUGGUUGCAAGAGAGACAUUGCCAGAGCCAAAUUCCCAAGGUCAAAGGAACCGUGAAAAGACUGGAGAGAGCAAUUGUUGUGUGAUUCUGUAAAUACUUCCACUAACUGUUUACCGUGAUGUAAUAUAGUCCUUGUCAUUCAUGCUGCUGGUAUAGAAGAGAAGUAACGUUGCUUCAAGGAUCUUUUUUAAAAACAAACCUGAUUGUUCAUGAAAACAAGAUUAAAAACUGGAGCAUUACUGUUUUGAUUUAUUUUAAAGCUGUUCUCUGUUGUAAUGUUAAUUUGUUUUUCAUUUUCUAAGAGGUAUUUUUUGUUUUUAUUCAUUUAUGGGAUGUUCUGUCGCUGGCUCAGCCAACGUUUAUUGCCUAUCCCUAAUUGCCCUUGAGGGUGGUGGUGAGCUGCCUUCUUGAACCACUGCAGCCCCUGUAUUCCUUCGAUCAUUUCUGUAUUUAUUUCUAUAUACAGACAGGCAAAAUGAAACAGAAGAAUUUCACGCAUGAAUCCAUUCUGUUAUCACCGUGCUUUGUAGAGCUGAAAGGAGUACAUCAUGCUUUUUUUUUAAAAAUGCUCUUUUUUUAAACCCAGCCACUUCCUGGAGGAAAGUUGCACUGUUAAGUACAGUGUCAAUGUUGCUUUGUUUAACCAGAUGAUGAAGCCAGAAUUACUAAAAGAUGAAAUUACAUUAAACUCUUGGUAGAUAAUUGUGAAAUGAUGUUUGUUCUUCUAACCCACAAUGAUCUCUUGCAAUUUCCAUAGCCAUUAAAGUACGAAUAUGUCUGCUGUUAAAAAAUAAAGUGGACGUGCCUGUAUUUUGAUGAGAAUUUGUAGAUUUAAUUUCAAGAUUCUCUCUUUCUCUUUAUGCACUGUUUUGACGUGGCAUUAUCUGCAUCAGCUUAAUUUGUUGUACCAAGUGAAUCCUGCAGCAUACACCAGUGCAUUUUGUAGCCUUAAUGAGAGAGGGGAAAGUUUUGUUGAAGCAUUUCUUUCUCACUGCUGUGUACCAUUUACUGUAUUUGUGGUAGGAAGUCUGAUUAAUCAUCUCACCUGUUUUUAAUCUCAUAACCUUACUCUUGACUAUUGGGCUUAUUUUUAACCUAAUACAAAUUUAAAAUCUAAUGUGAGGAAUUCACUCAUUAAGCAUUAGCACAUUAUGUUCUUUUCCUGUACCAUGAUUAACUAUUUUAUUACUUAUCAUAAAUUGCUUUUCUGUAUUAAGUGCUUGCAAUUGUACAAAAGAUAGGGAAACCAAAUUAUCAGAAGGACCUAAUUUGUUGUGUAGGUUGGCCUUCCCUUUCCUUUUGUAUAAAUUACAGAUGAUAUGCUAAUUAAAACCUAGAGAAAUUUUGCACAGCACUGAAGCAUGAGCUACUUUCAUCUGAACCUGUAAAAAAAAAAAAGUUUUUAUAUUUUUCAGUGGGGGGGGGUUUCUUCCCAGCUGAAUUACAGAUGUGUAGAAUAUAUUUAAUAAGAAUCUUAUACAGUACAUGAGUAUAGAACUUAUUAACAAGUAUAGAUUUGCUUGUAGCAUAAUAGAAUAUACCAUGUAAGUAACAUUAGCAACUUUAAAAAGUCGCAGGUUGACAUUGUGUUCUGUAUCUAAUAAAAGCAUCUGCCCAGAUUGAGCUCAAUGGUAUAUGUCAUAGUUAGGUGGACAUGAUAUACCCAGUAAUGUUUUUUUUCUUUUACCUGUGUUUAUUGCUUUUAAAAUGCUUUACAUGCUAUAGUUCUUACGAAAUAUUGUUCAUAUUGAUCAGGAUCAAAUUUGUAUAGAGCUGAGUUUUGCAAUGAUUGUAAAUAUCACUGAACAUUUUCUUUCUGCAAGCUGUACUGAUAGAUACUUCUGUAAACUAAAUAAAAGAAUAUUGCAGUUCA